Messenger RNA from Hippoglossus stenolepis (Pacific halibut), 2251 nucleotides. RefSeq names its product ornithine decarboxylase-like. The record is from RefSeq and is a predicted model, not a curated record. Gene Ontology annotation, molecular function: ornithine decarboxylase activity. The coding region runs from base 271 to 1521 and encodes 416 amino acids. The transcript is spliced from 10 exons. Gene Ontology annotation, cellular component: cytoplasm. NCBI's taxonomy places the organism in Eukaryota, Metazoa, Chordata, Actinopteri, Pleuronectiformes, Pleuronectidae.
UGUGUGGGAGAGACAUGGGGAGGGUGAGUCUUUUCUUUGCCUUGCCUCCCAGCACUGCGUUCUUAAGACAAGUUUAAUUUCCAUGAAGACGCACUUCAGCCAAAACUUAAGGGUGAAGUUAGACUUUAGAAUCAUCCUUUCAGUUAUAGGGGGUCUAUAUCCACUCCUGUGUCCACACACCUUCUCUGAAACAGACGGACUGACCUACAUAACUUUCACCUGACAUCAUAGAAAGUGUUUACUAAUAAGAAAUCAAAAGGACUUGGGACCAUGAACAGUGCCUCUUCCCCUGAGUUUGAGUUCCCUUUCCUGGAAGAGGGUUUCUCUUUCCGCGAUACUGUUGAGCAGAAGAUCAAUGAAUCAUCUAGGACGGAUGAUAGAGAUGCCUUCUACGUCUGUGACUUGGGGGAUGUGCUUAAAAAACACCUGCGCUGGAUGAGGGCCCUGCCUCAUGUCACUCCUUUCUAUGCUGUCAAAUGCAAUGACAGUCGGGCCGUCAUAAAAACACUGGUUUCCCUGGGAACUGGAUUUGACUCUGCGAGCAAGACAGAGCUUGAGCUGGUUCUGUCUCUGGGAGUGGAUCCAAGCAGAAUCAUCUAUGCCAACCCCUGUAAGCAAAUUUCUCACAUCAAGUAUGCGUCCGCCCAUGGGGUCCAGAUGAUGACAUUUGAUAGUGAAGCAGAACUCAUGAAAGUGGCCCGUUGUCAUGACAAUGCCAAGCUGGUGCUGCGUAUUGCCACAGAUGACUCAAAGGCAGUGUGUCGUCUGAGUGUGAAGUUUGGGGCCCCGCUCAAAUCUUGUCGAGGUCUUCUGGAGCGGGCUAAAGAACUGGGACUGAACGUGAUCGGUGUCAGCUUCCAUGUUGGCACUGGCUGUACUGAUCCGAUGGCCUACAUGCAGGCCAUCGCUGAUGCUCGCUGUGUUUUCCAUAUGGGCGAUGAGCUCGGCUUCAACAUGGAUCUCUUGGACAUUGGUGGUGGUUUCCCUGGUUCUGAUGAUGCUGGACCUAAAUUUGAAGAGAUCACGGAUGUAAUCCACUCUGCCCUGGACAAGUAUUUCCCUGCUGACUCUGGGGUUAAGGUCAUCGGUGAGCCAGGAUCCUUUUAUGUAGCUUCUGCUUUCACACUGGUUGUCAACAUCAUUGCCAAGAAGGUCAUCAUGGACUCAACCUCUGAUGAGGAAGAUGAAGGGGCCAAAGAAAAACCCACAGACAAGACUAUGAUGUACUAUGUCAAUGAUGGAUUGUAUGGAUCUUUCUUGGGUUCAGCCUUGGACUUCAUUACAAAUUUACCAACACUGUAUAAGAAGCCGAAGCCAGAUGAGAUCAUGUACCCCUGCAGUAUCUGGGGCCCAACAUGUGAUGCUCUUGAUCGCAUUGUUGAGCAGUGUAACCUGCCUGACAUGCAAGUGGGCGACUGGCUGGUCUUUGAAAACAUGGGUGCCUACACCGUGGCUGCCUCCUCCACCUUCAAUGGUUUCCAAAGACCUGGCAUUCACUAUGUCAUGUCCCGUCCUGCUUAGCAACACAUGCAGCAGAUUGGUUUGCAGGGGAUGCCAGCUCCUGCAGAGGAGUUUCACCUGUUUGAAGUAUCAACCUAGAGAGCAGCUUAUGAUGCACCUAAGUUACAUUCCUGGCUAGUAACUCACAAGGAGGUUAACUAUUAAAACACAGGGAAUCGAACAGCAGAUGGUAUCCAUUCCCUUUUUUAUUUCAUUUUUAUUUUGUAUAACAUGUAGCAUUCAAGAACUUUACAGGUGAUUCAUAUCUAUUUAACCAUACAGUUGAUACAUAAGAUACGUAAACGAUGGUAUUGGUAAUUCAUUUAGUUUUCCUGUGGUAACUUUAAGAAGUAUUGUAUUCUUUUAAUAAAUAAAACAAUAGGUGGAGGGCCAAAUUAUGGAUGUUGUAUGUUUUGAAAAAAUAGGACCACCUCAUUUAAGUACUUAAAAUAGCCGCUAUAGACCUUUGAAAGCUGUUCACAGAAUCUCUCAAUGUCAUAUUCAGUGGUUGGAGAGGGAAAUUAUAUUUUUUCCACUCUCACAGGGAGUGAAAGGAUUCUCUUAUCUAUUUUCUACAGUUUCCCAUGGUCUAAAUAUCAGUAAGGUUCAGUGGUUUAUAACUGAAAUAGUAUGAUUAUAAUUGCUGUUGUAAAGGAUGCAUUUUGGUACAAUAAGUGAUGGUAUGUUAGUAACACCCAGGGUGUGAAAAACCAAUGUUCCUCCAAUAAAACUGAGCAAUUCUUGUCUUGGA